CACGAGACGAUAAUAGCGAUUAUUAUCCGGCGCAUUGUUUACGAGAACGAGGUUGCCAUGAUCGCAAGUUUGGUAAUGCUGCUCGCCAGCGUGUGCGACAAUAGUGCAUCACCCGCGGGGACAGCGCACAUGACGGUCUCUAAGAUGAGAAUAGCCGAUCUCGAGACCUCAGCCGGAGGAUAUGCGUACAAUCAGGGAACGGGCCUUCCGGUCUCGUACGUGCGAUACACCAAUCACGGAAGCGGACGUUACUAUCGUGCACCGACGCCGGUGCAUUACGUCGCCAGUAGUUCUGCACCUGUUGCGCUCACCGUUCCUGAAACUGCGUCGUCGCACGAACCCGUUCUACUCGCAUAUGCGACUGCAAAGCGCGAAAUUGUGCCAUACGCGUUACGUCAGCCACGCGACGGAUUCAUUAAUUAUGGUACGGGCCAAUUAACGAAAUACGCGCAACCGCUUGAACCACCUAAGCUGGCUGCUCGCGCACCGUAUUACACCCCAGGUGUAUUUAAACCAGACGAAACGGAUGCAAAUAUCGUUAAAAGCGAUAAUAAAAAGAAUGAGGAGAAUGAAAAAGAUGAUUAUGAUAACGAUAGUCAGAAUAAUGAUGAUGAUAAAGAAGAUGAUGGAGAUCACACGAUGAAGAAUCAUGAGAAAGCAGUUGAUUUUAUAGCAACCCAUCCUUUUCACGGUCCAAACAAUCCUCGGUCACAUAUCGACGUUCCGUUCGAACUCGGAGAAAAGUAUUCUUCCGCGCAGAAUUUUGCUCAUGGAGAAAAGGGUGACAAAGGAUAUAACAAACGAAUGGAAUUUGAUAUGGGUGAACGCGAGCAGCAUGAUAAAAGCAAGCAAGAAGAACAUUAUGAUAUUCAAAGUGAGAACAAAAAAGGGCACAGCGACGUGGGUGGAAAUUAUGGACGUUACGAUGAGACUGAGAAUGGUGAGAAGGGUAGCAGCUAUGGGCAAACGUCGUACCACAAAAAGGGUCAAAAAACCAGCGGCUUUCAUAAAGUUUACCACAAGGAUGAAUAUAAAAAACAUACCGAUUUCUAUGAUGAAAACCACAAGAAAGGUUACUUCGACAAGCACAUUGUUUCUGACGAACAUCAUAAAGCUGCCGAGGGUAAUUUCAAGAAAGGCGGACAUCAUGAGUCCGAGUUUGAUUAUCGAAAUAAUGGAAAGAAAGCAUUUCACGAUAAAGAACAUAUACAGAAUCGCGAUCAGGGUUAUAAUAAGGAAAAAGGUGAAAAUUCUUUCCAUAAUAAUUAUGAGAAUUCUGACUCCGAUGCAGGUACGCGUUUAAUCCAAAAACAUAAAUAUGAGAAACUGCUACACCGCAAAAGCGUGACUGAUGUAGCACAAAACAUAAAACUUCACUAA
Molecule: messenger RNA, 1380 nt
Organism: Camponotus floridanus (Florida carpenter ant)
Lineage: Eukaryota; Metazoa; Arthropoda; Insecta; Hymenoptera; Formicidae
Product: suppressor of Mek1-like
Exons: 3
Coding region: 58-1380 (440 amino acids)
Source: RefSeq, a predicted model, not a curated record